AUGAGGAGGAGCCAGACUUUGAUCAGGUCUGCUUUUGUCUUGCUCUUGACUCUUCUUUUCUUCAGCAUGCCCCUUCGCAUGCGUGGCGACCGCGCAUCUAGCUGGCCUCACGUGCACAUCGAGUGCGUCCAACAGGUGCUCGAGGGCAUCUCACAAGCCACCAACCAGCGCCGGCAAAGCCUUCAGGGCUCACCUAAUCGGGGUCGCGUGGAACAGCUCAAGCGCAGCAUGAGCGUCCGAACAAUUGUGGAUGCCGAAUACCAGCGCGAGCGCGACACAGUCGAAGACACAGUCCUUAGUAGUCGAGCCUCACACAUCAACCUCGAACAGGAUGCAGGUCCUCCUGCCAAACGCGCCAAGCCCACGAGCAUCGCACCCAUGCCUUCGCCCGUCCUCUCGGGUGGUGCACCAACAGGGGGUCCCCCGUACCGCGCUCAGCCAGCCCCCUUGCACACGUCGGUGCAUCACGAUUUGGGUGGCAAGGCGCCAAGGCUCAUGUUUAUGCACUUGCUCUUGUUCCCAGCUCCAACGGUACCGCGCUCUCCAAGCACGCUACGAAAACGCCAACAUGACCUCGACAGUGGCAUGCUCUCCGACUCGCAAGUAUCCGAUAGCGGCUGGGAGCCUGGACGUUCCUCAUCACCCGUGUCUGUUGCCACGACCCCUGACACGCGAGGUCAACACCAGGCGUCGCCUUUCUUGGCACCGUUCGAUCCCAUGCAGCAGCUCUUGGCGCAAUCACCGCUGUUCCAGGGUGGACGGCCCCCGCCCAUGGGGCUGCCCCAGUUUCUGGCCGUGGAUAGCCCGACGUCAGACGCUGCGGCCAUGCCAAACGUCAGCCACAUACCCGUGCCGCUGAGCGCGGAGGCAGUUCCGGCCGAAUUGGGGGAUGCGCCGUGUCGAGAUGUCGCGGGCACGGGUCUGCUGUCCAUGACACCCAUGGUGCCGGUCACUACCCUGGCGGCAAGUGCUGUCCCCCAAAUGAGAACGAUCGCGCCUGAUGCACCGGCGGGGCCAGAGGCGCUGUUGCUGACGCCCAACCAGCGGGCAGCGCUGGGAGUACCUGCUGCGGCUUUCCGCGCGGCCCGGCCCCUGGGACGGCGGGCCGAGCUCUUUGAUGGGGCUUACGAGAGUGACCGAACCGGUGAAGAGUCGGAGGAGCGUGAGGCGGACGUGAGUGGAGACUUGGGAUCGGACAUGUUAGAGGCUGAAGAUGACGAAGCCCCGAGUGUCAUCACGAGCACGGCUACGAGCACGGCGCCGGCGCCGGCUCUGGCUCUCGCCUCGGCACGGCCCUGUCGAUCCCUCAUGGACUAUAAUCGUGCUUCCCAGCCAUGGCGCGCCGAGGCCUUUCUGCCCACGUCCGUCCAGCUUUCGUCACGCUCGUCUUUGCAGAGUGUGCUUUCAGAUGAGAUGGAUGAAGGCAACCGGCCGCGAUCCGCCUCCCUAGCCAGCGAUGCCGAGGGUCCAGGACCCGAGGCGCCAUCAUGA
Molecule: messenger RNA, 1491 nt
Organism: Monosiga brevicollis MX1
Lineage: Eukaryota; Choanoflagellata; Craspedida; Salpingoecidae
Exons: 8
Coding region: 1-1491 (496 amino acids)
Source: RefSeq, a predicted model, not a curated record